This is a messenger RNA of Mercurialis annua (annual mercury), 1700 nucleotides long. RefSeq lists its product as uncharacterized. The transcript has a single exon. NCBI's taxonomy places the organism in Eukaryota, Viridiplantae, Streptophyta, Magnoliopsida, Malpighiales, Euphorbiaceae. The coding region runs from base 211 to 1524 and encodes 437 amino acids. The record is from RefSeq and is a predicted model, not a curated record.
AUUAAAUAGAACUCUCCACUUUAAAUGGGUUCUUGUCUUUUUGGUUCCCAAUAUCCAAAACAAACAACAUUUCUCACUCUACACAUAAUUUGCCGCCUCCUCCAUUAAAAUCUCCCUCCUUUAUAUCUCUUCAUCUCCCCAAAUCACAUGAACUAAAAACCAAAAUCACAAAAAAAAACUUAAAACUUUUUCAUUUAUUUCACUAACACAAUGUUCUUAAUCACACAUCAUUAUCUUCAAACCAUAAAAAAAUCAAUCUUUAACUUACUCUCAUGCUUACCAACUUCAGUUCUUGCUUUAAUUCUCCUCCUCCUCUUAGUAUACAACGGCUCCACCGUCUUCUACAUUCAUCUCCCCCUUCCCGCCAAAUCCUUGCCGGAAAAUCUCGCCGGAAAAUCCCUGAAAAAGCUGUCAUCUUCAACACUAAUGUACGCAGUCAAAGAAGAAAACCCACCAUUUGUUUUAAAGACCCACUUACCUUUGCUACCUAAGUCCGCCAUUUCAAUGGCACCCUUAAAUUUUUCUAUCUCUUCACGGCCGAAAAAAGUUCUGAAACGCAGAGUUUUGAAGAAACUUGAGCGUUUUGGCGGCGAAUCUAAAGAGUUCUCGUUAGAAAUGAAGGGCUUUUUCGGAAGUUCGGUAUGUAAAAUUCGGUUUUUUAUGACGUGGAUUUCUUCUUUAGAGUCAUUUGGUGACAGGGAGUUGUUUGUAAUUGAGAGUUUGUUUAAGUCUAAUCCAAAUUCUUGUUUAGUAAUUGUGUCCAAGUCAAUGGAUUCUGAUAGAGGAAAAAAUUACAUUUUGAGACCAUUUUUAGAAAAAGGGUACAAAAUUUUUGCAAUUAGGCCUGAUUUUGACUACAUUUUUAAGCAUACUUAUGCUGAAUUAUGGUUUAAGUCAUUGAAAAAAGGUAAAAUUGACCCUGGUGGGGUUUCUUUGGGCCAAAAUUUAUCUAAUUUGCUUAGAUUAGCUUUAUUGUACAAAUUUGGGGGUGUUUAUUUAGAUACUGAUGUUAUAGUUUUAAAAAGUUUUAGUAAACUGAAAAAUGUUAUUGGUGCACAAACAAUUGAUUUAGAAACUGGAAACUGGAGCAGAUUAAACAAUGCUGUGUUGGUAUUUGACAAAAAGCACCCUUUGGUCCUCAAGUUUAUUCAAGAAUUUGCAUUCACAUUCAAUGGGAAUAAGUGGGGGCAUAAUGGUCCUUAUUUGGUUUCAAGAGUUGUUUCAAGAGUUAGUGGUAGAAUUGGGUUUAAUUUCAGUGUGUUGCCUCCAUCUGCAUUUUAUCCAGUGAAUUGGAGUAGAGUUAGAAGUAUUUUUAGAGGGCCUAGAAGUAAAAUUCAUGCAAAUUGGUUGGAGAAAAAAGUUGAGCAGAUUAAAAUGGAAAGUUUGGCCGUACACUUGUGGAAUAAGCAGAGUAGGAAGAUUAAAGUUGAAAAUGGGAGUGUUAUUAAUCAUAUAAUACAAGAUUAUUGUAUUUUUUGUAAUUCUUCUUCUAAUUUGAGAUUGUUGAAAUAUAAUGAGAAAUGACAAUUUCUUAUUGUCAUUUUGUGUAUUUUUUUUUAUUUUGUUAUGGACAAACUUUUGUCCAUUCAUAGUGUUUGAAGAAAGAAAGGAGAAUCCUUUUCUUUUGUAGAGACCCCAAUUGGGCAUAUUUUUGGCUUUUUGCUUAAAUUUUACUAUAUUUGUAACAAUUUUUAAGAGUA